Molecule: messenger RNA, 702 nt
Organism: Cryptomeria japonica (Japanese cedar)
Lineage: Eukaryota; Viridiplantae; Streptophyta; Pinopsida; Cupressales; Cupressaceae
Product: RING-H2 finger protein ATL78
Exons: 1
Coding region: 103-615 (170 amino acids)
Biological process (GO): protein ubiquitination
Molecular function (GO): transferase activity
Source: RefSeq, a predicted model, not a curated record
AAAAAUCGACAUUGUUUGCAUCCACAUCUAAAAAGUCAAGCCAGGAAAGCCCAUAAAACAAGAUCUGAUUUUGUGCACUGCAAGAGGAUAAGAUUUUCAAGUAUGAGUUUGAGUAAUCGCAAAUUGAAGGGCUGUUCCAUUCAUGGCAGAAGCUUGUUACAGCCCACUUCUCCAUCCAGUUCCUCUGUAAGGCACAGCACUUGGCAACCUGAUAUAGCUAUAAUAGUCUCUGUUCUGCUCUGUGUUAUUAUUCUAGUGCUUAUCUUUGCUUCUGUUUUGCGGCGCGGGAUUUUGCGGCGCCGCCGACAAAUGGCGGCUGGCGGCGUUAACAGAGGGAUGGAAAUGGAGGAUUUGAAGGUGCUUCCGACUAUGGUGUUCUCUCAAGGAUUGGAGCUCCCGGGAAAAGAGACGGGCUGCGCCAUUUGCCUGGCGGAGUUUCAACAGGGAGAAGAGCUACGUGCCUUGCCUACCUGUAACCAUGGCUUCCACGUCAGAUGCAUUGACACGUGGCUUGUCAGUAAUUCGUCUUGCCCUUCCUGUAGAAAUCAUCUCGGCACUGGGGAGCAGAAGAUCUAUGUAAAAGAGCGGGAAGUGAGUCAUAGUUUUCUGCCUUGAUGACCAAACUGAGGCGAACCUGGUAGCAGAAGUUUUGUAACGGGAAAGAUGUGAGCGUCAAAAUGUUUCUCUAUCAAUUUAUUUAUU